AUGGCCGACUAUGACAGGAGACCUCCUGGCGGACACCACAACCGCAAAAGAAGAUAUCGAGACGAUGACGACCACUACGAUCGCCGCCAGCAGCGCAGGCGUAUAGACUCGGCGCCUUUGCCUGUGCGCGUUCGCAGACAGCUUCUGGGCAUUGCAGACUCCCCCCUGCGCCGAUGGGCAGAGGAGGUGCAAUCCAUCGCUCACAUGGUGGCCGACAACCACGACGACGAAAACCUUCGCAACAUGUUUCUCGACCUGGUCGUCCAGCUUCUACUCGAGCAGCCUCUCAAGACCCCCUUCGUCGCCGCCGUCGUCCUCAUCAUCAACACACUGAAAUCCGAGUUUGUAGACGAUGUCCUUGCUCGUCUGGCGCAGGUGACCCAAGACAAGAUCGCAGAGGGCGCGUGGCGGGAUGUGAAGCUCCUUCUCAAGUUUUUGGCCUGCCUACAAUCUUUGCUGGAAGGCGACGGCGUUUUCCCGCUUUUGGAGGAGCUCUUCAGCCGAGCUGCUGACCUUCAGACGGCCAGCUCAGAUGAUACCAUUGGAACCGAGAUUGUUAAGAUCAUCCUUCUCACCAUUCCUUACAUCAUGGUGUCGGCCCCCGGUCAGUUCCAAACUAAGGCUGCAGAACUGAUGGAGAAGACCGACAUUAUUGCUUCCGAGCCCCAUGCGCUUCAGGCCCUCGUCGACCCCUACCAUGCCCAAGGCAAAGAAGCGAGCCCUGGGGCGUCGUUGAGCGUGUGCAUGUUGCUACAGAAGCAGCUGCAGGCUGAGGCGGGCAAGGACUGGGAGCUGGCAUGUCUGCCCCGGCCGUGGCAGAUGCCCCUGGAGGAUAUCGAAGCCCAGGACAAGCUGGCGAAUGCGCCUAAGCACGUCCUCCCUUCCAUUUCCAUCCCCGAAACCGUCAUCGCGGGACCUCGGCCGCUGUUCCCCGAGAUCUACUUUUCCGUCUACUCGGACCAGGACGUGCCAUCUGUCCCUGCUGUUACCGACAUUGCGGCAUCCCUGAUCAGGGAUGGUCUCCUCGAUACUAUCAACAUUCUCGACUUCAACCGAAAUGUGACAGCUCGCUAUCUGAUGGACCUCGACUGCUACUUUGCUGAAGGCACCUUUGUCAAGCGCGCGACGCCGUUCGAUGAGUUGAGGAACAUUGCCCCAGGCAAGUCUACAUGGAAGCCUGAGGAUGUCGCCGUGGACACAGUCUUUUCCCAGCUGUUCCAGCUGCCAACACCAGAACGAAAGCUCGUCUACUACCACUCGGUCCUUACCGAGGCCUGUAAACUUGCACCGGCAGCCAUUGCGCCCAGCUUGGGUAGAGCCAUAAGAUAUCUCUACAAGAAUAGCCCGCGCAUGGACCUGGAGUUGAGCUACCGGUUCCUGGAUUGGUUCUCUCACCAUCUCAGCAACUUUGGCUUCACCUGGAAGUGGGCAGAGUGGGCAGAGGAUACGGAUCUGCCCGACUAUCACCCCAGCAAGUGGUUCCUCAAGGGGGCCCUGGACAAGGAGGUGAGACUCAGCUUUGCCCAGCGAAUCCAGAAGACACUGCCAGAACCCUACCUGCCCCUAGUUGGGCCUGAGAAGGAGAAGGAUGUCCCGGAUUUUAAGUUCAGUAACCCAGAAACCCCAUUCGCAAAGGAGGGUCAAGAGAUUGGUGCGCUCCUGCGGCGCAAGGCCCCCGACGAGGACUUCCAACCCAUCAUCGAUAGCAUUCAGUCACAGGCCACAGAGCGGGCGCUGGAUCCCUUGGUUACAAGCGUGGAUGUGUUUGUUACGGCUGUGUGCUGGGUUGGCUCCAAGUCACUGAGCCACGUGCUCGCCUGCAUUGACAGGACAAAGGGUCGACUUCUGGAGGCCGGCAACGCCUCUGAGGCGGCGCGGGCCCAGAUCAUCUCGGCGGUUAUGGCUUACUGGCACGCUCACCCAGGAAUUGCUCUCUCUAUCGUCGAGAAGCUCCUCAACUACUCCAUCCUUACCCCCUUUACGGUUGUUGACUGGGCUCUUGUUGCCAGUACACCAUCCAACAGCACAAACGGCGGAGAUGCCCUCGUCCAGCCUCACAUCUUCGAGCUCGUCUCCAACACCAUCUCCAAGGUCACAAGCCGCGCCCGACAGAUUCUCGUCUCUCCUGAAACCGACGAGGAGACGCGAUCCAAGGAGGCCAAGACGACGCAGGAUCUUUUCCGCGCUAUGAACGACGCGCUUGUCAGCUGGGCCGGUGGCAGCAAGGACGAGCUGAUGGAGGAGGGCGAUGGGUCGAGUGAUCGCGAGGCCAUGAUCCGUCGGUGGGGACAGCGGUGGCUGCGCGUGUUUAAGCGGAUGGGUGCCAUUGAGGAGGCGUUUGCUCUGGAGGCUGGUAAGGCUGCCGCUAGCAAGAAGGACAAGAUGGUGACGGAUGAGGCGGAGAACUAG
This is a messenger RNA of Fusarium keratoplasticum, 2409 nucleotides long. RefSeq lists its product as uncharacterized. Lineage: Eukaryota; Fungi; Ascomycota; Sordariomycetes; Hypocreales; Nectriaceae. Gene Ontology annotation, cellular component: nuclear cap binding complex; nucleus. The coding region runs from base 1 to 2409 and encodes 802 amino acids. The transcript is spliced from 4 exons. Gene Ontology annotation, molecular function: mRNA binding; RNA cap binding. Gene Ontology annotation, biological process: nuclear-transcribed mRNA catabolic process, nonsense-mediated decay; mRNA export from nucleus. The record is from RefSeq and is a predicted model, not a curated record.